CCGUGCAAACUGCGCAUGUGCAGGCUGGGAGGUGGGCGCCCGCGUCAGAAGCGGCAGCGGCCCGUCGGGCUGACUGUGGCUGCAUCAGGACUCCAGACGGGCGAGACGGCUGAGCUCAGCCUCUCCCCCUGCACCUUCAUCCCGCUUCUUAAACUCGUCUGGGACUGCGUUUCGGGUCUCUUCACGCCUUACUCCCUUUCAUGACCGCUCCCAUCUUGGGGGGAGUUUCCGGAGCUGCGGGGCGCUGGAGCACUUCCGGGUCGGGCCCUCCCGUUGCCCCGGUAACGGUAGCCGAGGCGUGCGGGAGAGUUUAGUUUUUACUGAGCUCAUAUUGCAGACCCUCACCAGGUCUGGUGUUGUCCUGUGGAGACGGUAACCUCCCAUGGUUUGGAAAUAGCCCAGUUAUCGCAUGUGGAUCCGCCCUGCGGGAGAGGAAGGUGCCCUAGGCCCGGUCCUGACGUCCUCCUGGCUGGCUCGUAGCGGCGGCGUCGAUUGGGCCCCUACGCAGGAACUACAGGUUGAGUAUGCGUAAGAGAAGAGGGAGAACAAGCCGGAUCAGAAGACGGAAACUCGCCAGAAGUGCUGAAUCAAGAGGAGUGAAUGAGAGCUUCAAGUGUGAAUUUAUAGAGCUAAAGAAAUGGCUGAAAGAUAGGAAGUUUGAAGAUACAAACUUAAUGCCUGCUCAUUUUCCAGGUACAGGAAGAGGGCUGAUGAGCAAAACAUCCCUGCAGGAGGGACAGAUGAUAAUUUCGUUGCCUGAGAACUGCCUGCUCACCACGGACACAGUGAUUGAAAGCUACUUAGGGGCGUACAUUACUAAGUGGAAGCCUCCUCCGUCUCCUCUGCUGGCUCUGUGCACCUUUUUAGUUUCAGAAAAGCAUGCAGGGGACCAGUCUCCCUGGAAGCCGUACCUGGAGAUUUUACCCAAGGCCUACACCUGCCCUGUUUGUUUAGAACCGGAAGUGGUGAAUCUUCUUCCUAAACCUUUAAAAGCAAAGGCAGAAGAGCAGAGAGCCCAUGUACAGGAGUUCUUUGCUUCCUCCAGAGACUUUUUCUCCUCCCUGCAGCCUCUGUUUGCGGAGGCUGUUGACAGCAUCUUUAGCUACAGCGCCCUCCUGUGGGCUUGGUGCACCGUCAACACCAGGGCUGUAUACCUGAGGCACAGGCGGCGGGAAUGCCUUUCUGCGGAGCCAGACACCUGUGCGCUUGCUCCAUACCUGGAUCUGCUGAAUCACAGCCCAAAUGUCCAGGUAAGAGCAGCAUUUAAUGAGGAAACUCGCUGUUAUGAAAUUAGAACAGCUUCAAGUUGGAGGAAACACGAAGAGGUAUUCAUCUGCUACGGCCACCAUGACAACCAGCGGCUGCUCCUGGAGUACGGAUUCGUUUCCAUCCAGAAUCCUCAUGCUUGUGUUUAUGUCUCAAGAGAAAUACUUGUUAAGUACCUUCCAUCAACAGAUAAACAGAUGAACAAAAAGAUUUCCAUUUUAAAGGAUCAUGGCUUUAUAGAAAAUUUGACAUUUGGAUGGGAUGGACCAUCUUGGAGAUUACUCACGGCUCUUAAGUUGUUAUGUCUGGAAGCUGAAAAAUUUACAUGCUGGAAAAAAGUACUUCUUGGGGAAGUAAUUUCAGAUACAAAUGAGAAGGCAAGUUUGGACAUAGCCCAGAAAAUAUGCUGUUAUUUCAUAAAGGAGACUAAUGCUGUGCUUCAGAAGGUUUCUCAUAUGAAGGAUGAAAAAGUAGCUUUGAUAAACCAACUAACUUUGGUGGAAAUGCUGUGGAUGGAGGAGCUGAAGAUUCUCCAGGCAUCUGCUGAGGUCCUGUGCCAUUUGCAAACAGCUUUGCCCUGACUGCACCUAUGUGGUCACCUCCACUGACACUGCACUCUUAGGAGUGACUCCACUGGCGAGAGUGGUAGUUGCCCUGAGACAGAAGGAUUUGUGCAGGGGCUCCACAGGUCCUGGGGCUGUGGGGCUGCUGGUGGAGAUGGAUCUGUUGUCUGCUGGGCAUCUUUGACACUCUGCUAAGUAACCAGCAGGAGGAAGCAGAGGACAGUACUGAGCUGCAAGGACAGAGGCAGACUUCGAGGGACCAGGAGCCAGGCAGCCUCUGUGUGUGGCCUGUCCCCACAGGGCCUGCUUCUUAUCUGACUCAGCAGCUGUCAAAGUCAAGCAUUUAUGCUUUUAAGAUGCUCUGAUACCACUGGGUUAAGGGGUAGGUUGGUGGUGGGUGGCUUCCAGUGCAAGGCAGUCCUGGGUCCCAGCCAGGGUGGCCCUCAGCCCCAGGUCUACCCUGUGUGGACACACUGAGGUGGAUGUUCAAGUGCCUUCUGGGGGCCACUUACGGUUUCCAAGAUGAAGGAUUUUCCUCUGGACUUGCUGCUGGCCUUGCACACCCAAGUCAGGGCUUAUUAUUCCUUUGGGAACAAGGAGAGGCUCAGCCAUAGGCUCCUUCAGCUUUGUUCCAGCGUCUUUCCUGGCAUGCCCAGCUGUGCCUUGGUGGGCAUGUCUGCUUAAUUCUGGGAUUCAUCGUAGAUCUGAAGCCUUGGUGAUAUUUUGGUCUCUGCCCUUACUCUUUGUUUUUUAUUUUCCUCAGACCCAGGGUGGGGGGAAAAGGGCCACUUCCACAACUCUUAGCAGUCUGUGGACUCAGGGGACCCCCCCUGUGUAAGCAGUGGGACAGAGAACCCCAGAGGGACAGCCAGGACUCACUGGUACUGCUCCAGUCUUCCGUCACAGCUGUCCAGAGUCGUUAUCCCUUCCAAGGGUUUAUUCUUCCCCAGAACUCAAAUUCCUUUUUUAUUUUGGAGACCAGGUAAAUGGAGCCCACUUGCCUCAGAAGGCAGUCAAGAGUUCAAAUGAAAUGUUUUCAUUAUAUCUUGAACAUCUUUUGUGUGUAUCAUUUGUGUUAAUUUUAUUUUUUAUUAGCUGCAGUGCAUUUUAUAUGGUUUAGCCCAGGAGCUCGAAGCUGCAAUGAGCUGUGAUUGUGUCAUUGUACUCUAGCCUGGAUGACAGAGGGAGACCUUUUCUCAAAAAGAAAAAACAAAAACAUGUAUUGCAGGGAUGGACAAACUCUUUUGGUGGAGGGCUAAAUAGUAAAUAUUUUGAGCUUUCUGAACUAUAUAGUAUUUCUCCCAACUAUACUGCAAAGCAGCAAUAGACUACAUGUAAACAAAUUGCACACUGAGUUCUAAUAAAACUUUAUUUAUAAAGACAAGUGGUGGGCCAUAGUUUACUUACCCCUGUGCUAUACUAGAGUUUCUUUUUUCUGUUCCCUAUUAGUAGACCUUUGGGAUCUA
Molecule: messenger RNA, 3295 nt
Organism: Otolemur garnettii (small-eared galago)
Lineage: Eukaryota; Metazoa; Chordata; Mammalia; Primates; Galagidae
Gene: SETD4
Product: SET domain containing 4
Exons: 12
Coding region: 525-1847 (440 amino acids)
Biological process (GO): positive regulation of transcription by RNA polymerase II; peptidyl-lysine dimethylation; peptidyl-lysine trimethylation
Molecular function (GO): protein binding; histone H3K4 methyltransferase activity; transcription coactivator activity
Source: RefSeq, a predicted model, not a curated record